ACAAAUGACAAGAUCAUCUACACAAUAUUAAAAUUUUAAUUUAUCUUAUAAUUUUAAGAUCAAUUUCUACGAAUUGUACGUCUAUCUCUUUUAAAUUUAUUAAGAAAGAUUAAUAUUUAUUAAUAUUCAAGGUCUACUCUGUCUCUAGAUCAAAUCAAAUAAUAAAUAUGUCUUCAAGAACUGAUACACGUCGUAUCGAAAGAUCACGGAGUCAUUCGGUGGAACGAUACCAAGAACGUAAAGAUAGCAGAAGGUCCAGGAGUCGAUCAUCCAGUCACAAGACUCACAGGUCAAAGUCGCUCACGUCCAAACAUAGUUCUACAAGCAGAGAAAAAAAGCGUAAAAAGACUAAGAAAAAGAAAAGACACUCUUCUAGCAGCAGCAGUAGUAGUAGUAGUUCUAGUGACAGCAAUGAAGAAGAAUUGAAAUUCUUGCAAAAACUGGAGGCCGAAAGACAAAGACUCAAAGAAGAGAAACGUAAACAGAAAGAGAUGCUCAAAGCGAAGGAAACUCCUGAGGAGAAAAGGGAGAGGCGUCUUCGUGAAAAGCAAGAAAAAGAAAGGAAACGCCGCGAGCGUAUGGGCUGGGACAAUGAGUACCAAUGCUACACUAACCAAGACAACCCAUUUGGAGACUCUGCACUGACCAAUACAUUUGUCUGGGCUAAAAAACUUGCUAAAGAAGGUGUGAAAAAUGUAUCCAGAGAAGAACUUGAAGCUUUGAAUAGACAGAAACAAUUAGAAAAUAAGAUCGAAUUGGAAAAGGUGAAGCAGCGCCGCUUGGAGCGCGAGGCGGAGCGCGCAGCCCGAGAGGCGGAGGCCGGGGCGGCGGCGCGCGCUCGUGAGGCCGCGCAGUUCCACAGCUGGGCGCGCCACGAGGAUGCCUUCCAUUUGCACCAGGCCACCCUGCGCACACAGAUAAGGAUCCGGGAUGGACGAGCGAAGCCGAUAGACCUGCUGGCGUGGUAUGUGAGCUCAGAGGAGUGCGUGGAUGCUCUGGAGAUGCACGAGCCCUACACCUACCUCAACGGGCUGCAGAUGCAAGAUCUCGAGGACUUGCUUGAAGACAUCAAGGUUUACAAAGAGUUGGAGAAGGAAUCUAACCAGUCGUACUGGGAGGACGUGCAGACCAUCGUGCUGGACGAGCUGGGCAAGCUGCGCACCGUGGCCGCGCCCUCCGCGCGCAGGGACGGCGUGCACAGGGCCGUCGCCGAUGACGUCACACAAAUCUUCAAAGGCAAGACCGGAGCUCAGCUGGAGGCGCUGCAGACGCAGAUAGAGCAGAAGAUAUCCGGCAGGAGAGACGGCGUCGACAUCGGGUACUGGGAGAGCUUGCUCAGCCAGCUGAAAGCGCACCGCGCGCGCGCCCGCCUGCGCGAGCGGCACCGACACAACCUGCGCCGCAAGCUGCAGCUGCUCAAGCGCGAGCAGGGCGUCGCCCCCGCGCCCCGCGCCCCCGCGCCCCGCGCCCCCGCCAGCCCCGAGCCCGCGCAGCCCGAGGGCGGGGGGGCCGCGCCCGACGGCGGGGGGACCGCGCCCGAGGGCGAGGGGGACGAGCACGAGGAGGAGGAGGAGGAGUGCGUGUCGCUGUACCGGUCGGGUCGGUACUCGCCCGCGCUGCUGACGGACCGCGACCUCGAGCCCGCCACGCUGCUCACCGAGCCGCUGGCGGAUCUGCAGCGCCUGCACUACCUGCGCGCCGCGCGGACCCGGGGACGCGCCCCCGCGGGACGACCAGAAGGCAGCUCGGCGGGGCCGGGAGCGGGCGGAGGGGCGGAGUCUCUGGAGGCGGAGGCCCGGCGCGCCAUGGGCGCCCCCGCACCGGACACGGCGCCCUUCGCCCUGGAGCACGCGCUGCCGGACCAGCCCUGUCUGUGGGCCGACAAGUACAGGCCCAGGAAACCGAGAUACUUCAACAGAGUCCACACCGGCUUCGAGUGGAACAAAUACAACCAGACCCACUACGACAUGGACAACCCUCCCCCGAAGAUCGUCCAGGGAUACAAAUUCAACAUAUUCUAUCCGGACCUCAUCGACAAAAACUCGACACCGGAGUUUUCUCUCAAGCCGUGCCCCGAGAACGCGGAGUUCGCAGUGCUGCGGUUUCACGCCGGCCCCCCCUACGAGGACAUCGCCUUCAAGAUCGUCAACCGCGAGUGGGAGUACUCCUACAAGCGAGGCUUCCGCUGUCACUUCCACAACAACAUCUUUCAACUUUGGUUUCAUUUCAAGAGAUAUCGGUAUAGACGCUAGGGCUAGAGAUAUUAUCAAUAAAGUUAAAUACACAAA
This is a messenger RNA of Bombyx mandarina (wild silkworm), 2288 nucleotides long. RefSeq names its product cactin, spliceosome C complex subunit (gene cactin). The record is from RefSeq and is a predicted model, not a curated record. Gene Ontology annotation, molecular function: protein binding. Gene Ontology annotation, biological process: mRNA cis splicing, via spliceosome. Lineage: Eukaryota; Metazoa; Arthropoda; Insecta; Lepidoptera; Bombycidae. Gene Ontology annotation, cellular component: cytoplasm; spliceosomal complex.